AUGAAAAAAUCCAAAUCAGAGAUAACUCCAUCCAAAAAUAAUAAAUCUGACACCCCUGCGGAUUCAAAAGAUGAAAAGGAUUCCACCUCAAAAUAUCCCACAUCUACUAUACCAAAUGAAUUAGUUGACUAUGUUUAUUUUGUAAAUUAUAGAGCAGUAGUUGUAAAAACAAAACAUUAUUAUGCAACUCAAAAUUCUUAUGUUCUUUUUGGAGAUGUAUUUAAAAUAUAUAAUUUAAAAGGAGAAAUAAAAAAAAUUCAUGCGUUUUUUCCAGGGGAUCAAAAUAAUCUAUCAGAUACUUUAAUCAUGUUAAAAACAACAAUUAUAGCUGUUACUACAUCUAAAGCAGAAGCAUUAAGAGUUGCUGAUGAAAUAGAAAUGAUCUGCAAAAUAUGCCAUAAAAAAAGAAAAGCAACCAAAUUCUCUAUAGAAGGAUUUCUAAGAAAAGUAAGAUGUGACACAUGUAGAGUCAAACCAAAACAUUAUAUAAACAAAAAUAAUACAAACAAUAAUAAUAAUACAAAACAAAAAAAUAAUAAUUAUAAAAAUGAAACCAUUCAUGAUUCUAUGCAAUCAAAAAAAAAUUGUAUAUCAUGUAAUACCAUCACAGAUAAUUAUUCAAAUAAUUAUAAUAAUAAUAAUAAUUCCAGAUUAAAUUUAAAUACUAAUAAAAAUAUGACAAACUCUAACAAUGAAAAUCGUCACAAUGCUAAUUCAAAUAACAUUCAAGAUAAAAUAAAUAUCACCAAUUAUCUAAAUGAUGGUAAUACAAUUACUAUUAAUAAUAAUAUGAAUAAAGAACAUGCUUGUCAAUAUAAUACAAAAUAUAACAAUAACAACAAUUCAAUACCAAAAAAAUUCUGUUACACUAAUAAUAUUGAAUCAUAUAAUGCAUCUGCAUUAUUAUGUGAUAAUAAUAUUAACACAAAUGAUUCAGGUUCUAAUAAGUCCAUUAAUAAUCUAAAUGAUUAUAAAAAUAAAGAUGAAGUUGUUAAUAUGAUUGUUGAACUUAUCAAAUAUAUAUCUUGGAUGCAAAAAGCUUUAAUAAAAGCAACUAAAGGAAAUUACUCAAUAGAUAAUUCAGAAAUAAAUAUUGAUAAAAUUUCACAAAUUAUUUAUUCAGCUCAAUUAUUGUGUAAUAAAUUGUUAAGACAAAAAUCUUUAUUAGACAUAUCCAAUAAUAAUAAUACACCCAGUAUGACUUCUUUAUUACCUUACUACAAUACACAAAGUAAUAAUCUUACAAUGGAAAAUGCCCCCAAUUCAGUUAAUACAUCUAGCACUGCAACUUCCUCUAAUACUGCAACCACAUCUGCUGGUAAUGGAAAUGAUGCCACUAUCAAGUCCAAAUACUCAAACUUGUAUGCCCAAAAAAUGAAUACUAUAAACAAACACAAUGAAAUAAAUAAUACAAAUGCAAACUCUGCAACCAUAUUUACCAAUUUUAUUAAUCAAAAUAGUUUAGCAACACCAAAUAGUACAACAAACAUAACUAGGAAUACUCGAAACUGCAUUUUAAAUAAUCACAGUAAUAAUAAUAACACAAUAGAAGGAAGUGAACAAUAUACUAGUAAUAAUAAUAAUACAACAUCAAAUAAUGGAAAUACAAAUUGUUCAGAAAAUUCAAACACUAGUACAAAUGAUAAUAAUAGUAUAAAUGAGAUAAAUGAUAAAAAAUCAAGAAAUAAUAAAAGCAUAAAUAAUAAAAUAAUAAAUGAUAUUGAAACAACAGAUAAUAUUAAUAAUAAUAAUAUCAAUACAAAUAAUCAUACAGAUAUAAAUAGUAUGAACAAUAUAAAUAAUAAUUUAGAAAUAGAUAAUAUUAAUACUUAUAAUAAUCUUAAUUGUACUGUUAUACCAUAUCAUACAAAUAAUUGCCAAGUUAAUUGUUUGACAUCUUUACAAUCAGAUAGAAAUUAUACUAGAUUAAACCCUUUUAUUAAAAAUGAAAAUAAUUACUUAUGCUUAAAUAAUAAAAAUAAUGAUUUUUCAAAUAUAGUUACUUCAAAAAAUAAUUAUUAUAAUGAUAAACAAGAUAUUGUAUUUUCAGCCUUGUCUAAACAAUACAAUUCAAAUAUUUCAUUUUCAAAUAUUAAUAACACUGUUUCGAAUUUUUACAAAGCGGUUGCAAAAAAUUAUAACAUUGGAGAUACUAUUUUAAACUUUGAAAAGUAA
Plasmodium vinckei vinckei is the source of this 2175-nucleotide messenger RNA. RefSeq names its product conserved Plasmodium protein, unknown function. The record is from RefSeq and is a predicted model, not a curated record. NCBI's taxonomy places the organism in Eukaryota, Apicomplexa, Aconoidasida, Haemosporida, Plasmodiidae. The transcript has a single exon. The coding region runs from base 1 to 2175 and encodes 724 amino acids.